CAUUCUAAUCGCCACUUUGUCUGUGUGCCGACAGUUGGCGAUGGCGUGGGCAAAGUACUUGAUCCUGGGGAACUACUCAACCAACUGCUGCUUAAAAACAUCCACUCAAAAAAUUCUGCAACCGAGACAGAAAGACCAAGCAAAGUGCUGCCAGAAAAAGAAGUUACCGUCGUAGAGGCUGCUGAAGAACCUCCUGUAGUUUCUAAUGCCGUUACGACUAACUUACGACCACUUGGUGUGUCGAGCAGCGUACGACUGCCCCCCAGACUGCCACCGCUUAGGAGCGUGCCGGCGAAAAACGCUUGUCACGGACGACAGUGCGACGAUGAAGGCACCACACCCGAGCGAUGGAAGAUGCCACUCAUCAACCUUGCUGGCAAGCAGUACUACCUCGGCAUCUUCUUCAAGGCGAACUGGUACAAGGCGGCGCAAUACUGUCGCUUCCACGGCAUGCAUCUUGCAGCCAUCGAAAACGAGCGAGAAAACAGAGUGCUGGAGGCUCACAUACAGGAUGCAGGCCUGGGUCACGAGCAUUUCUGGACGUCGGGCACGGACCAGGGUGAAGAGGGACGCUUCUUCUGGCUAGCCAACGGCAGGCCGGUAACCUUUGAAAACUGGAACGCCGGAGAGCCUAAUAAUUUCCAGUAUGAAGAUGGAGAGAAGGAACACUGUCUGGAACUGUGGAACCGCGACGGCAAAGGAUUGAAGUGGAACGACUCGCCGUGCUCCUUUGAGACUUUCUUCUUAUGCGAAGUGCAGUAGAUAAAAAAUUUGAGUUCGAAAAACAACGAAAGAGUACCAACUUGCCUUAACCAAGUUCGUUAUCCAUACUUCUUGGUAAAUUAGUUAAUGUCCGAAAAUAAUCAUUACAAAAUGGUGCGCACGAACGAUUCGUUGCAAAUGGUGCGUACGAAUGAUGCGCUGGCACAAUUAGAUGGAGUCAUGAAUCGUUACUCUAAGAAGAUACUUGUAAACGAAGCUCUCUAGGUUUUUGUAUUAUAUCUUAUAUUUAAAAUAAAAUUCUGACGUUGCUUAGUAUUUCGUUAAGGUGCAUGCGUAAUCAAUGUAACUUUGCGUAGAUAAUUUACCCCGUGGGUCAACUUAGUUUUUAAGUGUUUCAUGUGGAAGCUCAAUAAAUGAAUAAGAAUUUUGCAAAGUAUAAUGGAAUUUAUUAGAACGGUAUCUAAUCAUAAUUUAACGAUCGAGGAAAACGUAUGACGGUAUAUGCAAAUGACAUUGAUUGAAAUUCCAGCGCAAACAGGUUUAUUUACAUCACUUACAAAUUAUUGUACAUAAUACAGUAAUCCUUUCUCAAAGUACAAGAGUUACGUAUUGUAGUACAAAAAAAGCCCUUUUUAUCAAUGUUAACAUUUGUAACUAUACUCCCGAAAAGAACGAAAAAGUGUACAUUGCUUGACGUAAACUAAUAACUGUAUCGUGCAAGGCAAUUUUCAUCAACAUUACCAAGAAUUUAGAGCUUCAAAACCAUUGUUUAGUUUAAUCCAUUGACAACCAGGCUAGUUGCUCACAUUAGACUACUUGUAUUGUUGCAUGAACUGUAAAAUAAAUUUCUGGCGGUUUUUCCGCACGAA
This is a messenger RNA of Hyalella azteca, 1592 nucleotides long. RefSeq names its product C-type lectin 37Db (gene tfc). Gene Ontology annotation, molecular function: carbohydrate binding. Gene Ontology annotation, biological process: biological process involved in interspecies interaction between organisms. Gene Ontology annotation, cellular component: external side of plasma membrane. The record is from RefSeq and is a predicted model, not a curated record. NCBI's taxonomy places the organism in Eukaryota, Metazoa, Arthropoda, Malacostraca, Amphipoda, Hyalellidae. The coding region runs from base 355 to 762 and encodes 135 amino acids. The transcript has 5 exons.